AUGUCGAAAGCGAAAUUUAUCAAACCUGAUACACCCAUCUCACCUGAUUCUCCCAUUCAUAGUAUCGCGCCUUCAUCGCGCUCGUCUUCAAUAAUCGGUAGUAGCACUAGAAGUAGUACGACCGAUAGUGAAUCCGAAGCAUUGGAUUCUCCUCUUCUUGAUUCGUCCCAAGCUGUAAAUGAGGAUAAACAAUUGGGAAGGAAAGAACGACUGAAUCGAGCGGCAGAUUAUAGCUCGGAUAGCACGUCGGAGGGAGGAUACUCAACAGGACCACAACUGUCAGAAGAAGAAGCAGGAGGACAUAGUGAAGCUGAUCAGUCGACCUCUGAAGGGGAAGAAGAUAGCGACUCGAGUCAGUCGAAUGAAGAGAAUUCCAGUGAGGACAGUGAUAUCUCCGCUACACGAGAUCCACUUGCAAGGAAAGACAAGAGCAAUAUUAGGAGAGGAGUAGAAAUAGAACGACAUUCUAGCAAGACGGAAAGAGCAUCGACUACGCCAACUGAGACACCGCCAAACAGCGCCAAAACUCUUGAGCUUGAAAAGAAGAAUAAGAAGAAAACGAGGUCGACGAGUAGGAAAAGGCCUCGUGCAAAGGGUGAGGCAAGAGACAAAAGAGACUUGCCCGUCGAGGAAUCAGGCAUAGAAGCAGACGAUAACAUCGAAGAAGAGGGGGAUAACGUAGAAAGAGAAGAGGGGAUCUCUUUGUCUGCAAAGAAAGGAGCAAUCAUACCCUUAGUACCUGUUCGACCGAGAACUCCAAGGACUUGGAAACACGAUAUGGCCCGACUAAUAUCUCUGUAUGUAGUACCACUUCUGCUGUCCGUUCCCAUAUCUCUGUUACUGUCUCUUAACGUUCAACUCCUCACACCUUUGUACAAUUCUAUUCCUCUAGCAUUGCACACCGAAUCAUUACAUGUUGCAUGUGCCCUCCUUCCAGCGAUCGCAUUUUGGUAUAUAACUCUUCGAAGUUCGGCUAAAGAAGUUAUAUCAUUUAGAGUAUGUUUCAGUUUAGCAGCGCUGAGUGGGGAUUUAGUAGCUGUUUUCGGUAGGAAAGUGGGGAGUAUGAUGGGUAAUCUCCUAGGUCCUGAAUGGGGUGCAUUUGGCGCAAGAGCUAUCUUAGGAGUUGGAAUAAUCAGUGGUGGACUAUCUUUUGCUCUGUUAUGUUUCGAUCAUAUAUCACCUAUACUACCUGCAACCAAACCCACGGAUAGACCUAGAAAUUUAGGUUCGAUCCUCUAUCGAUCGACUUUCUACGUAUUUCAUAUAUACUUCUUCGAGCGAAUGUGGACUCGAUAUCUUUCAAUAGAAGUAUCAAUAUUAAAUCGCAAUCCAGAAAAGACCAUCCUGUUCGUUUCUCUCCUUCUUACUGCUAUAUCAUUAUUCCUUCGUCCUGGAACAUCAUCAACUCCGUUCCCUACAAGAGCCCAGUCGAUUAUUGAUCGCUCAUUUGGCUUAACACCUCAAGCUUCAAAAGGUGUAUCUAAUUUUACCAGCUUCUUACCAAGUCAUGCAUUCCCACUCUUACUUCUACUUCGUAUACCACUUCUUAUCUUAGCUUUGAGACAACAAGUUUUCCUUCGACCUCCUACCUCUAAUCCUUACAUUACUGCCAACGGAGAGUUGAGAGUAAUCAGCUCAGUAAGAAGUAUAACGGGACAAAUCGUAGUUGCCGAAAACCUCAAAGAUGGUUAUAGGUUUCUGAGAUGUGAUCAUUCCAUACUUGGUGGACGGUGGAUAAGGGAAGUAACAGAUGAUUCAAUUAAAGGAGGUAUCAGAACGAAUAUGGGAGAUUCAAUAUUCGCUACUUUCAAUCUGCAGGAAAUAGCUGUACUAGCUCAUCGAUCAGAUCCGUCAGAGUCACUGAUAAGAACUUUGCAAUUGACUACAGAUCUAGAAGUAGACUUAGACGGUGAGCUUGAUCAAGAAGAAGACAAAGAACCGGAAAGGGCCUUGAUAAUUGGUCUAGGAGCCGGGAUCGCUGCUUCGACGUUUUCCAAGCGAGGGAUGUACGUCGAUAUAGCUGAAAUCGAUCCAGUCGUUUAUAUGGCUGCACAUGAGCAUUUCCUACUUUCGGCUCAUUCAAUAGCAUCAACCAAUAUUAUCGAUGGAUCGUCUUUCAUCUCGCAAUUAGCAGAUCUGAAAAGGGAAAAUAAUGAGACUGAAGAAAGUCUAGUUCCAAUGUGGGAUUAUGUGAUUCAAGAUUGUUUUACGGGAGGCACAGUACCCGGUGAAUUGUUCACAUAUCAAUUCUGGCAAGAUCUAGGUGAAGUAACAAAAGUGGAUGGGAUAAUAGCUAUGAAUUUCGCUGGUAUAUUGAAAAGUAAAGCUUCCAAAGCAGUAUUGGUCACUCUUCUAUCUGUCUUUCCACAGUGUAGAGCUUUUGGAGAUGGGUUUGAAGCUGAUCAAGGUCCGAAUGAUUUAGUCAAUAUGGUUGUAUUUUGUACCAAAACAUAUUCCCCUUUAUUGACAUUUCGAGCUCCAACACCAUUCGAUGGACUCCGAUCACCACUAAGAGCCCAUGUAUAUUCGACUUUCCAUCCUCAUGAAAUACGCUUGGACACUAUCGUAUCAGACGAAGAUAUGGUGGAUCCUGAAUUGAUGUUGGUCAAAGGAAGAGCAAAGAAAGAAUUGAAUAAAUGGCAGAUUGGAAGUAGCAUGGCCACUUGGAGAGCAAUGCAGAAGAUCUUAACACCUGAGAUGUGGUUGGCUUACUGA
Molecule: messenger RNA, 2715 nt
Organism: Kwoniella shivajii
Lineage: Eukaryota; Fungi; Basidiomycota; Tremellomycetes; Tremellales; Cryptococcaceae
Exons: 11
Coding region: 1-2715 (904 amino acids)
Source: RefSeq, a predicted model, not a curated record